Messenger RNA from Labeo rohita (rohu), 4481 nucleotides. It is a transcript of the gene atp1b2b, whose product is annotated as ATPase Na+/K+ transporting subunit beta 2b. Gene Ontology annotation, molecular function: ATPase activator activity. Gene Ontology annotation, cellular component: sodium:potassium-exchanging ATPase complex. Gene Ontology annotation, biological process: intracellular sodium ion homeostasis; potassium ion import across plasma membrane; intracellular potassium ion homeostasis. The record is from RefSeq and is a predicted model, not a curated record. Lineage: Eukaryota; Metazoa; Chordata; Actinopteri; Cypriniformes; Cyprinidae.
CAGUAGAAUUGCACUGCUCUCUCUGUCUCUCUCUCUCUCCCUCGCUCUGGCUCUCUGCGGAAUGCGCACUGCACUUGUGGGUGGGCAAAACGCCGGGCGUUACAGAAAGAGCGAGGUCUGCUCUCACUCAGUCCUCGCUUGAGUGCUCAGGUUUCGGCAGAGUGCCUUGAGAAUCGCUUUUGCCCAGUUUUCUUUUAAAAAGCUUUCUAUUGAGACCUUAAAGAUCGCUUUAACCCUUUCUCCACACUAUUCAAGGGUUGAAUAGCUCUUUAUUACUCUCAAAGAGAGUGUUAGACCCGAGGCGUUGACUCUGUGAGUGCACAUUUAUUUCCUCUAGACAAAUGGCAAAGGAUGAUCAGAAGAACGCGUGGAAGGAGUUCUUCUGGAACCCGAGGACGCGCGAGUUCUGCGGAAGAACCGCGAGCAGUUGGGGUCUGAUCCUGUUGUUUUAUCUGGCAUUCUACAUUUUCCUGGCUGGAUUAUUUGCUCUCACCAUGUACGUAAUGCUGCAGACACUCGAUGACCACAGACCAACAUACCAAGAUAGACUUUCAACUCCAGGGAUGAUGAUCAGACCUAAAGGAGACCAGCUGGAGAUCACUUACACUGUGGAGUACACAGAGACAUGGGAAAGAUAUGUCCAGGCCCUCAAUAACUUCCUCUCACCCUACAAUGACUCAGUCCAGGCCCAGAAGAAUUACGAAUGUAAACCGGAUCAGUACUUUAUCCAGGAGGACAGCGGCAGUUUGAAAAACUUCCCCAAGCGUUCCUGCCAGUUCAAACGCUCCAUAUUGGAGGACUGCUCUGGGACAGAUCGUUACUAUGGUUACAAUGAGGGCAAACCCUGCAUCAUCAUCAAGCUCAACCGGGUGAUUGGUCUGUUGCCUGCUAAUGACGGGCAGCCUCCUUAUGUCAGAUGUGGUCCUAAGAAAUACAAAGUUGGGAAAGAUGAGUGGACGGAUGACUCAGAUAAACUUGGUGAACUGGCGUACUUCCCCCCCAACGGCACCUUCAACCUUAUGUACUACCCAUACUAUGGCAAGAAAGCCCAGGUAAACUACUCUCAGCCUCUAGUGGCCAUUAAGUUUCUCAACAUCACCAUGAAUGAGGACGUCAACGUGGAAUGCAAAAUCAGUGCUAACAAUAUUCCUGAGGGCAGUGAACGAGACAAGUUUGCUGGACGUGUUUCUUUCAAACUCAGAAUCAACUCCAGAGAUUAAAUUGGGGGAAAGUGUGUUCCUUGCUUUUACACACAGACACAGGCACACACACACACACACACACACACAUAGGUCCUCCUCGUCUAAAUGAGUGCAUGAAUAUGCGCAGAAAGCACAGCUAGAGACACAAGCCAGACACAGCAAUCCUGAGCAAAGAUAGAGCAGAGAGUAAUGCUUUAGCAUUUUUCAUUUGAGACUAUAGUGAGGUUGUAGAGAGUUAGCAAGGUUGUUUUUGUGUGUAUUUAUGUGUGUACAUUUGUGUGUGUGUGUGUUUGCAUGGGUGAGCUGAGAUAUUACAGUAUUUAUUUUCUGAAACACAAAAUUUGAAUUGCAUGUUUAGCUAUCAGAGCUAUUCAUUAAAAAUAAUAUAGCCUAUUAAAAUAAUAUUAAGAAUAAGAUAUCAUUUUUAAAAGAGAAAGAGAUGUAAUUUUUCUUCCCUCAGUAUCAGUAGCAGGAAAAAUAUUUUAUCCUAAUUUUAAAGCAGGUGUCUGAAUUCAUGUGGCAUGAUCUCUUGUAUUGGAGCGUCUUUUGUCUGCAAGGAUUUUUUCCCUUUUUUUUGCACGUGUAUAUCAGUUCUAAAGAGCGGUAUUGAAACCUCUCUGAUUUGUGGAUUUAUAAGUGAAGAGGAUUUUUUUUUACCAACAUGUAGAUAAUGCUGUGCAUGAUGAACAUCAGCUCUGCAUUCCUCUCCAGCACACACAAGAAAACUGAUACAUUCGCAUUUCUGCAUUCCUACUGGUUUUGGAGUAGUCUGUACUUUCAUAUGAUGAAGUGUGUCACGUUUCAUUUAUCAUGAGGCGUUUCUAUUUAAGUUUGUUUAUAUGUAAAAAUAGGUCUUUGCAAUAUUUUCCUUUUUUGGCAUGUGUAAUCCAAUUUGUCUCACAUGGUGAGGGGAUAUAACGUUUUGUACUGAAGUUUUGCACCGGCUCAGAGGAUAACAGCAGGCCUGGGUUCAGUUUCAAAUCUGAAAAAUAGAUAGAAAAAGCGUGUUUGAUAUGUGUGUGUGUGAGAAUAUGUGUGGAUUCCUGCAUGUGUGUGUGUUUUAUUUGAUUUUAUUUCUUUUAUGUUAAUCUUUGUGCACAGUUAACUUUUUUUUUGGAUUUUGUUGUAAGUGACUCUAAGCAUAACCAUAGAGACAGAUAGAAAGGCUCUAAGAGCAGGAACAGCAGGUUUAUGUUUCUGCUGAUAAGGGAGAAAUAAGUGAAUCCAUCCCAAUCCUUACCCUGCAUAAGUCAAUAAAACAAAAGACAUGGUCACCAACUUCAUUUCUCAUUAUUUUUUAAAAUCUCAUUGUCUUCUUUAUGUUUUUAAACUUUUAAACUCAUUCUCUGAGGACAUGCAUCUCAUACUCCAUGCUGAGAAGUGUCUUGUGAAGAUAGUUUCAUGUUUAGUGUCAUACGGAGAACUGAUCGCCAAUAAGAACAAACACAUUGUGUCAUAGUAACUGACAAGUGUGUCCACUUCCUCUAAUGCCCUAAUCCUUCAAUCUCAUUGGAUAAUCCUAAAUAGGCAUGGUGCUUUAUACCUACAAUUCCUCAAAAGCUAUCUAUCUAUCUAUCUAUCUAUCUAGAUAUAAAUUGUUAGCUCAUUUACUGAAGAAUAUUCAGUUGAGUGACAAAAACUCUUCUCACUUGAUCACUUUCACAUGUGCGUCUGUGUUGACCUUGGGUGUCUGUAUAUUGCAUAUUUUAUGUUUGUGCAUGGCGAGGUUGUUAUCUGACCCGGCAGAGAAAGCUUCAAAUCAACAGAAUUAAAUAUUCAUUCACCUCAAGCCCCAGAUCACAUAUCAUUACCUUUACCCUGAACACUAGUUCGCUCUGGAGUGAAAAAUCAACAAUAUUUUAAUUAUUGUUCUAAAUUUUGUAGCACCAUGCUUAAAAAAGGCAAAAGAGAAAAAUACAUAAGUGCAGUUUUUAUGCAUGCAAAUGCAGCCAUUUGAAAUAAUGGUUUUGUAAACAGCGCCCCUAGUGUAACAGUUGUGCUGUGCCUCUCCCACAUCACCAACUGUUUCUGCUGGUGAGCUACACCUUUAAUAGUGCAUUAGCAUUUGUUUUAAUAUACAGGAAUCUUCUGAAAAGCAAUAUAUUUAUAUUGUGAGUCCAUUUGGUGUAUAAAAAAAGUUACAUACUAUAUGUGUAUUUUCCUUUAGAUUGGCUGAUCAUGAAGAGAGAGGGUUAUUUAUUGGAAUAUUUAAAUAAAUCUAUACACUGUAAAAAAUAAUUUUUUAAGUCAACUUAAAAUAAUUUGUUACCUGGCUGCCUUAAAAUUUUAAGUUCAGUCAACUCCAAAAAUGUUUAUUUAACUUGAAAAGUGACAAUUUAGAUAUUUGAGUUGAUUCAACUUAUAAUUUUAAGGCAGCUGGGUUACUUACCCAGCUUUUAAGCUUAACAGACACAAAUAUCUAAGUUGUUACUUAGUAGAACUUAACAUUUCAAGUUGACUAAACUUAUUUGAGUUGACUGAACUUAAAAUUUUAAGGCAGCAGGAUAACAAAUUAUUUUACGCUGACUCAACAAAUUAUGUUUUUUGUUUUUUACAGUGUAGAUGAGAAUGGCUGUAUGUAUUUUAAAAUCCCAUGCAAUAUAGAAAAGAUCCUAUAUUUUCAAAGAACCUAUAUUUCUAUUUUUGUUGAUCAUUUAUUAAUAAAAGCAUGAAACAGCUGGGGGAAUGUAUGGCUUUGCAGUAAAUAUUAUACAACACAAGGAGGUCACAAGACUUAAAUCAGCCCAAGAAUGUAAUAAAUCAUUGUCACUUUAAUAGUCUGGACCUCUUUGUAGCCUUUGAAAUACCAAAAUGUAUGCAACUUUUGUGUUUCAUAAAACUGCAAAUGUAACAUUGACAGUACAAGUCAUGGCAUAGCUGAUGAUCUGUUUUAAGUCUCUUGUGAAUAUAAUAACCAACAGAACUCAACAGCUUUUGAAAACUAGAUGAAAAGUAAUUUGCCUAAUGCAUAUGAGUUAUAUGAAUAAGUAUAUACAGUGAAUGCUGUGGUUUAGAUGUGUUUGAACAGGUGGAGUGGGUUGAGUGAACAGGCCACAUCGCAACAACAUCACAGAACAAAACUGCAGUUCAUUUGAUACGACUCAGUAUUCACACAGCACUGGACCUUGAGUAAACUAUGCUCAAAUCUUUAAUGAACAAUGAAAACCUGACAUUAUAUUGACUAGUUAAGUUUAAUUGUCUAAACACGUUAUACUGUAUAUGUUCACAGGCUUAAUCCAAUGUAUUGAAAUAACAAACCUAAUAAAAUGAACAAAAAUA